AUGACCGAGUCUUCAGAGUCCUCGGAGCGAUUGCUGACGGGCUGUCUGACGGUUGAGGGCAAAGAGUGCAAUGGUACAGCUGAAGGCGGAAUCCAAGGCACCGCCGAAUCGCACCAAAAAUUGCUUUGUACGACUACGAGUGCAGCACAAAUGCCACGCAGAGGAAUCGAGACAGGAGAAAUCCAGACAGAGCCCACGGAUGCAAUUGUUUCUUGUGUCCCAACCACUCUUUUCUCGAACUCUCUUCACACUCGGGAUUCGGGUGACAAAGACGAGGUGCAACAAUCGCAAGGCCGCAUUUGCAUCCGCAUAAAGCAGAUCGAUGGAAUUGUAGCGACACAAGAAUCGUCAGACCAGCGGGAGCCAGCUGUCAGACCGUCAGACGUUUCGACCGGCGAAGGCAAAAGUUAUCGGCCGUGGAACAACACAACCAAAGGUGCGAACAAGAAGGGUUUUGAUCGGUCGCUGCGGAAAAAGAUGCAUACACUAUGA
Molecule: messenger RNA, 492 nt
Organism: Glarea lozoyensis ATCC 20868
Lineage: Eukaryota; Fungi; Ascomycota; Leotiomycetes; Helotiales; Helotiaceae
Exons: 2
Coding region: 1-492 (163 amino acids)
Source: RefSeq, a predicted model, not a curated record